Piliocolobus tephrosceles (Ugandan red Colobus) is the source of this 3027-nucleotide messenger RNA. RefSeq names its product SFI1 centrin binding protein (gene SFI1). The coding region runs from base 100 to 2238 and encodes 712 amino acids. The transcript is spliced from 19 exons. The record is from RefSeq and is a predicted model, not a curated record. Lineage: Eukaryota; Metazoa; Chordata; Mammalia; Primates; Cercopithecidae. Gene Ontology annotation, molecular function: phosphatase binding.
CUCCCACCUCAGCCUCCCAGGGAGACAUUAGAGAAGCAGGUAUUUUCUAUCUGGAGGCAGAAGACUUUUCAGCAUCAAGAAAACCGCCUGGCAGAGAGAAUGGCCAUCCUUCAUGCAGAGCGACAGCUUCUGCAUAGGUCUUGGUUCACGUGGCACCAGCAGGCAGCAGCACGUCACCAGGAGCAGGAGUGGCAAACAGUGGCCUGUGCUCACCAUCGCCAUGGGCAGCUCAAGAAAGCUUUCUGCCUCUGGAGGGAAAGUGCCCAAGGGCUCAGAACAGAGAGGACGGGCAGGGUGCGGGCAGCAGAAUUCCACAUGGCCCAGCUCCUGCGCUGGGCCUGGAGCCAGUGGAGGGAGUGCCUGGCCGUGCGGGGAGCAGAGCGGCGGAAGCUGAUGCAAGCAGAUCUGCACCACCAGCAGAGAGUGCGGCACAGGGCGCUGCAGGCGUGGGUGACUUACCAGGGCAGGGUACGGAGCAUCCUCCAGGAGGUGGCAGCCAGGGAGAGCCAGCACAACAGGCAGCUGCUGCGAGGGGCAUUGCGUCGCUGGAAAGAGAACACCAUGGCCCGAGUGGAUGAAGCCAAAAAAACCUUUCAAGCAAGUACUCAUUACAGAAGGACCAUGUGUUCCAAGGUCCUGGUCCAGUGGCGGGAAGCUGUGUCAGUGCAGAUAUAUUACCGACAGCAGGAGGACUCUGCCAUCUGGGAGGCCCGGAAGGUGCUGGACAGGAGCUGUCUGCGGACCUGGUUUCAGCGCUGGCGGGACUGCAGCCGGAGGUCAGCCCAGCAGAGACUGCAGCUGGAGAGGGCAGUCCAACACCACCGCCGGCAGCUGCUGCUGGAGGGGCUGGCCCGGUGGAAGAUGCACCAUCUGGAGUGUGUCAGAAAGAGGCUCCUGCACAGGCAGAGUACCCAACUGCUGGCACAGAGACUCAGCCGGACCUGCUUCUGCCAGUGGAGACAACAGCUGGCAGCCAGGAGGCAGGAGCAGCAGGCGACAGUGCGGGCCCUGUGGUUCUGGGCCUUUUCGCUGCAGGCAAAGGUGUGGGCCACGUGGCUGGCCUUUGUACUGGAAAGGAGGAGGAAGAAGGCACGGCUGCAGCGGGCGCUCCAGGCCUACCAGGGGCAGCUCCUCCAGGAGGGUGCCACACGGCUCCUGCGCUUUGCAGCCAGCAUGAAGGCCUCCCGGCAGCAGCUGCAGGCCCAGCAGCAGGUGCAGGCGGCUCACAGUCUCCAUCGUGCCGUCCGCCGCUGUGCCACGCUUUGGAAACAGAAAGUGCUGGGCCGGAGUGGGAAGCCUCAGCCCCUGGCAGCCGUCACACCCAGCAGGAAAGUGACGUUUGAGGAUCCCCUUCUCAUCUGCAUUGCCGCUGGGGCUGGGGAUGCCACCCUGGGAACCAAGAGGCCACAGGCUCCUCUGCUUCAGGGAGCUCUGGGUCGCCUGGCUGCUGAGGAGCCCCACGCCCUGGAACUCAACACUGCCCACUCAGCGAGGAAGCAGCCGCGACGCCCACACUUCCUGCUGGAGCCUUCGCAGAGCCAGAGGUCCCUGGGGUGUGGCACCAUGGGCAGGCAGGGGCCUCAGAAGCCCAAGGAACAUGGCCUAGGCAUGGCUCAGCCAGCAGGCCCCUCCCUGACGCGGCCCUUCCUGGCAGAGGUCCCGAAAGCACAAGUCCCACCCAGCCCCCUGCCUGGGGCCCUGUCAAGCACCCCUGGCCCAAAGCAGACCCCGACGGCAAGCACAGGCCCGGAGCUGCUGCUGCUGCCUCCUUCCUCCUUCAUGCCCUGCGGGGCGGCUGCACCAGCCAGGGCGUCAGCACAGCCGGCUACUGCUAGGGAUAAGCCCCAGGUCCCCCCAUCCCUGGCCAGUGUCCCUGACCCCCAUCUACUCCUUCCUGGGGACUUCUCAGCCACCAGGGCUGGGCCUGGGCUUUCAACUGCAGGCAGCCUGGACCUUGAGGCUGAACUUGAGGGGAUCCAGCAGCAACUACUGCACUACCAGACCACCAAGCAGAACCUCUGGUCCUGCCAGCGGCAAGCGAGCAGCCUGCGCAGGUGGCUGGAGCUGAGCAGAGAGGAGCCCAGACCUGAGGACCAGGAAGUAGAGCAGCAGGUGCAGAAAGAGCUGCAAGAGGUGGAACUGCAGAUCCAGCAGCUGGCAGAGGAGCUCCAGGCUCAGCGCCAGCCCAUUGGCACCUGCAUUGCUCGCAUCCAGGCCCUGCGGCAGGCCCUGUGCUAGCGUGUUUGCCCCAGGGACGCAGGUGCUGGGCUGUCGGGGAGGCCUCAGGCCACCUCCAGGAACAGAACACAAAGUUAUGUUUUAUUUUUUUAUUUCAAAAUGUUUUGCCAUUAAAUGAAUUACUGUUCAGAAGUCUCCACUUUUCAUACAAAAAUACUGUGCUACUGAUACAGUUGAAAAAGUUCAAUGAUGGCUCUCCUGCAGGAGAAAUUCACAGCGUCCCCAGGGUCAACAUGAACGCUGGCCCUGUCCCCGCCACUGGGGGCUCCCCAGGCCCGCAUUCCUGAUAACUGGGACAGGUUUUCCAGGCACUGACCGACUAUCCACCAAGGGCCCUCUGCCUCCAAGACAGACCCUCAAUCAAUAGCAUCAACUUUCCCACAUUUCCUGCAGGGAUACGGGGAGGACAGAAACGCUCCCCUGUCCCCAGCUGGGCCUACCACCUGCCUGCCCUGUUCAUUCUGGUGCCAUGUGGCAGGUUUGGUGAUUAGUCUUGCCUGCUGCAACGACGGACCUGGCCAGCUCCAGAAGGUCACUCAUCGGGUCCUACAGAGGUCUGUAUCAUUAAUCAUGUGUCCUCAGAAGACACUGGCAGAGUCCAGGGUGAUGCAUUCAGCCACAAGCACAAAGACUGCUUUUUCUAAAGAGCAGGAUGAGGUGAAUUUGGGAACAGAAAGCAGCUGUGAUGAAGGCUGUGUGGCUCUGCUGAGGGAAGAGGCAUCCACAGUCUGUGCCAAGGAGGCACCUCACCCUGUACAGCAGGAGGGUUAAGGCCAAAAAAAAAAAAAA